Schistosoma guineensis is the source of this 1350-nucleotide messenger RNA. NCBI's taxonomy places the organism in Eukaryota, Metazoa, Platyhelminthes, Trematoda, Strigeidida, Schistosomatidae. The record is from the annotation of a GenBank genome assembly.
AUGAUAAAUAUACCGGAUUCAAUCCUAGAGCAAAUUUUUAUUUAUUUGAAUUGGAAUGAACGUUCACGAGCUGCUCGUGUGUGUAAAAAGUGGUAUAAUGUGUUUCAAUCUCCUGUUUUGUGGAGGAAAAUCGUUUUUAAGCCACCGUGUCGUCGACUAACAAAACUUCAGUAUGAUAUUAAAGGCUAUCGUUUGUCUUGUUGCUUAAAGGCGAUUGGUUGCCAUAUUCGCAACUACAAGUUUUUGAAAACUGAUGACUUGUUCCUACUUAAUCGAACGUUAAACGUUGUUGCAAAGUUUCUUGAAUACAGUUUCAAAUUAGAUGGACAGAAGAAUGAACCUAAUAAUGCCUGCGAUUUAGAUGGCAAUGAAUAUAGUGACCUACCUAAAGAAAUCGAAAAUUUAUCAUAUGGAAAUCUGAACCGUAAUGUAAUGCGUGAAACAGACUAUGGACUUGCUGGUUUCAUUAUUGAAGGUGAUCCAGAUGCCGAAGCUACUCUCAGGUUAAUAUUUGAGCUGCAAGAGCAUGAAAUUCAGGACUUUUCAUCUGAUUUAUCCUCUGAAAAUAGUCAAGCUGAUUUAUUCAAUGAUUUAGAGCAAUUUCAAUCGCAUAGAAUGUCUUCUAUUAGCUAUCCUCCAUCUCAUCGUUAUGAUUGUAGCAGCUUCAAACGCAGUAAAAGCUCUCAGUAUCCCUCAUCUGUGUCAAAUUUCUCACCUUUUCACCACCCACCUAUUGUUCAUUCUUUUGAAUUGGAUUUUAAUUCUGAAGUCGAUGAUUUGCGUGGUCUUGUUUAUGGAACUGGAGGUGCAUUACUGGGAACGAUUAGCCGAGUGGUACGUCAGUUAAGUGAGCUUCAUCGUCUCCACCUAGUGGAUCUUUUUCUUGUUUCCGAUGACGCCAGACAGUUAGUUUGUGAAAUAAGUGAUGUUGCUUCACAUUGUCUAAAUGAUCUCAAUCUUGUUCACUUCCAUAAGUCAUCUGUCAAUCCAAUAACCGCACAUCAUCGUGAGUACAUCCCAGGUUUUGCAAAUUUAGUCUCUGAUGAACAUCAAACUACUAACAAUGUUUCAAAUAACAGUAGCCACCAAUGUUUCAAUGAAGAUUGGUACCUUUUGGAUCCUCGUUGGCUUAGUGCUCGAUCUCAACGGACCAGCGAUAAUCCUUUGUGUGAUUUGUCUAGUCUUUUCCCUAAAAUUAUACGUCUUACUUUGAGUCCAACUCAGUUAACCGGUUCAAUGCUUCUUCGACUUUUAUAUCAAACUUCGUUGCAUCAAUUAUCUUUAAUUCAAUUUACAGAAAUCCAUUCAGAUAAAUUAAUCUGGAAAUUUUCAGGACAAUAUUCUUUUUAA